Molecule: messenger RNA, 1154 nt
Organism: Rhodamnia argentea
Lineage: Eukaryota; Viridiplantae; Streptophyta; Magnoliopsida; Myrtales; Myrtaceae
Exons: 5
Coding region: 249-755 (168 amino acids)
Source: RefSeq, a predicted model, not a curated record
AAACGUGCGAUGAACGGCAGACAGAGAUUGGGAGGAGGAGGACGACGACGAGGAAAGAGAACGAGUGGGGGAAGCAUCGGAAUCCAACUGACGCCGCCCACUGUCUCCGAUCCACCAAUCUUCGUCUUCUUCUUCUUCUUCUCCUCGUCCUCCUCCUCCGAGAAAAUAUUAGGUGCUCCUCUCUGCAACUCUCUCUUUCUCCUUCCGUUUGGUAGACACUGUGCAUAGUUUGACCCAUCGAGGUCGCAAUGAACGAGGUGAUCACGGCCUCCGACGCUUCGUCGACUUUCCGAUCCGCUUCGUCUCAGCCGUCGCUCGUCCCUCUGAACCCGCCUCUCCUCUCCGCUCUGUUCUCGCUAGCUCUCGCUCAGUUCCUCAAGCCAUUCACCGGCUGGCUCAAGGAGAAGAGAUGGGACUCCAGAAAAAUGCUUGGUUCUGGUGGAAUGCCAUCAUCACAUUCGGCUACUGUUACGGCUCUUGCUGUUGCUAUUGGUUUGCAAGAAGGACCCCAAGGAUCAGCAUUUGCUAUAGCGGUGGUCUUGGCUUGUGUUGUUAUGUACGAUGCUUCUGGUGUAAGACUUCAUGCAGGUCGCCAAGCAGAAUUGCUAAAUCAAAUUGUUUGUGAACUACCCCCGGAACACCCUGUGUCCAGCUUUAAACCCUUACGAGACUCGCUGGGGCAUACGCCUGUCCAGGUUGUUUCAGGUGCCUUGUUGGGAUGUGUUGUUGCAUAUCUAAUGAGAAGUUCUAGCUGAAGAAUUGGCCUGAUACUGGAUAAACCUUUGUUGGAAGUUGACGGCCUUCUUCAACGAAGGCUCUGAAAUUUUGACAUCAGUCGCCAACAUAUAGUCAGAUGAAAGAAAUUUGUGAAUGCAAAGAUCUAAUUAUUGUGAUUGUUUAGCUUCUUAAUUUGUGAAAUCCCAAGGCAUGGGCUAGUUACAUGUAAAUUUGGUGGCAAUAUGCUUUUGUUAGUCUUCUCAUUUCCUAUUUGCUCUUCUAAUCACAAUCUAAGCGGACCAACGUAGCUUUGAGCUCCUUUCUAUCUGAAGGAGUGUAAAUAUUUUGCACUUGAGAACUUGGUGCAAAGACAAUUGGAUUAGAUGCGUGGAAUGCACUCCAAUAUUGAAUGAUUGCUGAAUCUCUUGAAGGACUAA